Colletotrichum godetiae is the source of this 2062-nucleotide messenger RNA. RefSeq names its product SCA7, zinc-binding domain-containing protein. The coding region runs from base 334 to 1593 and encodes 419 amino acids. Gene Ontology annotation, cellular component: SAGA complex. The record is from RefSeq and is a predicted model, not a curated record. Lineage: Eukaryota; Fungi; Ascomycota; Sordariomycetes; Glomerellales; Glomerellaceae. The transcript has 5 exons. Gene Ontology annotation, biological process: RITS complex assembly; regulatory ncRNA-mediated heterochromatin formation; regulation of transcription by RNA polymerase II.
CCUACCUUACCGAACCAAAGGCGGCCAGACGACGACAUUCGACGACGGCUACGACAGGGCCAGGGCGCGGCGCAUCGCAAUCAUUUCAUCGGCCAUCAAAUCAGUAUCGCCUGCUAUCCGAUGAGACAUUCAAGAUUCCUUCCAAGUCUUCUGCCAUGAAGUAACCCUCACGGGCAGAGUUUCAUCGCCGGACAUUGAUAUCUCGCGUCUCCGUAGUCAAAGUGACCCAUCGCCACCCACAACCUUUUGAGACCCCUCCAUCGCGGUCGCAUCGCUUUCAGCCGCCACUACCGCACCAAGCCACCUCACCAGGCGCGGAAGCCUACUGACACGAUGGCCGCCAUUUCUGAUUCUAAAAAGAACGACGAGCAGACGAUCAAAGUCGCAUCGAAGAAGGACCCCAAAAACAAGCCCGAUGGCCCUAUCAAGCUUAAGAAACCCGCGCCCAAGUAUAACAAACCUGGAAACUGGAGAGAAGGAAGCAUUGUCGAAGAUAAGAAAUCCAAGAAAGACGAAUCCGCAUCAAUAUCCGUCGCUUCUCCCGGGCCCGUCGUUAAUCCCCUCGAUGACAUCGCGCGCGAAGCCUUCGCUACUGGCCGGCCGCUGGAGGAUACCCCUGACCUACAACAAUGCAAGCACUGCAAGAAGAGCAUCCUCAAAACAGCCGCCAAGGCCCACAUUGCCCAGUGUCUCAAGCUGAAGAAAGAGAAGGCCCAGCGGAAAAAAGAGGCCAGAGAAGCCCGCGAGCGAGCCAAGGAAGCUGCACGUGAAGAGGAAGCUAGAAAGGCAGACGAGGAUCCAGAUGGCAAGGGUGACGAUGACAGCGAUGGCGACGAAGAUGCCGGCGACGGCAAGAAGGCUACCGGUAACAAAACCGCAAAGAAGACUGGGGGGAAGAAGACCGACGGCGAUACCGGCAAGGGCAAGAAGCGCAAAGCGGACGGAGACGCGGAAAAGGGGCCUAAGCAAAAAAAGAAGAAGGAAGAACCAAAGCCAAAGGCCCCUAAACCGAAAGGUCCCGUGGAUGUUGAACGACAAUGUGGUGUUCUGUUGCCCAACGGACAGCCUUGCGCAAGAUCUCUUACGUGUAAGAGUCAUAGCAUGGGUGCAAAACGUGCCGUUGCUGGUAGAUCUCUACCCUACGACAUGCUUCUGGCGGCGUACCAGAAGAAGAACCAGGCCAAACAGCAGAAGGCUGCUCUCGACGCCAAUGCCCCGUUAGAGGACGAAGACGAAGCCAACGCCGGGCCGGUUGAUUCGGACGAAGAAACGGCCGCUGUCAUGAGUGCGCUGGCGCACUGGAAUCCGCAACCCGUGGUGCCGCAACCAGUACUCAUUCCUAUCAAGAGGCAGUAUCAACUCGCUCGACUUCAUGAGCAGCUGCAAAUGGCGACGAACGGCGGAAGGACAAAUAUUUUCAAAGUCAACGGCUUUGGGGCGCAGAGACUGCCACAUGGCCACCCGGGACUUAACGACACGGAGGACGCGCCAGGCGAGCUUGAGGACGUGAACUUUGGAGGCGCCCGCAGGUCUUCCAGCUUCAGCAUCCAAAGCCAUCCCCAGCGACGGCCGUCUGUAACAAGCAGAGGAUAGGGUGGUGAUGGCGUGGGCGCGGGGAAGAAGCUCACCUGUCACGUUCCCCAGACACUUUUGCCAGGCGGGUACAGCGUUGGAUUUUCUUUGUGGAUUGAGGCGGUCUCGUGCAAAUUUUACGACAAGGACGGACGGCGUUAUGAACUUAGGCGGUAUACCAAUUGGUCGCAGCUGGAAAGAAGUUGCUUCUCUCUUUUCCCCCUUCUCUGUUUCUCGAAUUGCUCAUUGGUUUCUGUUUCAGCAGCGGCGUUUGGUGGCAUCUGCACUAGGUCUCUUCCUCGCUGCUACGGAGGGCAAAGUAGCAGCGAAUGUGUGUAUACAUAUGAAGGAUGCGUUUCGGAUGUAAGACGCAAAGGAUGACAAGUCUAAAGAAGAAAAAAAAAACUAGAUCUGCUACUUCCAGUUCACAAAAGCAUGGGAAACAAUAAUGAAGUUCAAUCCCGCGUGCCGUGGCGUAGAGAUGCCAUCC